Oncorhynchus nerka (sockeye salmon) is the source of this 7387-nucleotide messenger RNA. Its product is annotated as pleckstrin homology domain-containing family A member 6-like. NCBI's taxonomy places the organism in Eukaryota, Metazoa, Chordata, Actinopteri, Salmoniformes, Salmonidae. The transcript is spliced from 28 exons. The coding region runs from base 522 to 4079 and encodes 1185 amino acids. The record is from RefSeq and is a predicted model, not a curated record.
UGUGAGGACGCGGAGGGAUAGAUAGACAGUGUGUUCUGCCUGGUCACACUCUCUCUUCCCGUCUCCUGCUGUCUAACCGGGCUGACCGACCGCCUGCUGCUCUCUCCUGGGAUGGAUGGAUGUACACUGUUCUAGCCUGACUGUCUGACACCCUCACUGACUGACUACAAAGGAGGAAGGAGGAGGGGCACACUGAACACAUCAGCAGGUGGCUGCCAAGCCUCUCCACGCUGUAGGAGAUUACUAAGAGGAAGACUUCAGACUCACUGAGGAGAACACAAAGAGAAGGAGGGAUACAGACAGAGAAGAAAGAAAGAAACUCUCCAAGUUGAAUGGUGGCUUAGUGUGGGACUGCCCAAUUCUGGUUCUGGUUUUCAUCCUCUCCUUCUAAUCAGGGACUGAUUCCGACCUGGUACACAAGCCAAAAUGACCCGAGCGGCCCAGCUGGACAUCCAGUGAUCCAGAUCCAGCUGAAAGAGACCGGACCAAUUCACACCUACAUAACGAGCUGUGAUUUGGAGAUGAAUGGGAAUGUAGGAGGUAGAGGACCUGUGAGUUCACCCAGAGACAUUAACUGCAACUCCAACAGCACCACCAUGGUAUCAGACCUAUCCUCCCCAGAGUCUCAGACCCAGUCCCAGCCCUUCACACCACGGGCAUCUCGUACUCCAAAGAAAGCUGCUACGUUUGGGAAGCGUUCUAACUCCAUGAGGAGGAACCCUAAAGCUGUAGUAGCUAAGCAGGGCUGGCUAUACAAACAGGCCAGCAGUGGAGUGAAACAGUGGAACAAGAGAUGGUUUGUCCUGACUGACCGAUGCCUGUUCUACUACAAAGACGAGAAGGAGGAAGGAGUGUUGGGAAGUCUUCCUCUGCUCAGCUUUCGGAUCGGAGAAGUGCAGGUGCUGGAUAACAUCAGCCGCAAGCACGCCUUUAAGGUUUGGUACGAGGAAGAGGAGGAAGGUGAGAUUAAGGGCACCAUUGUGUUCUGCCUGCAGGCUGAACACGCAGGAACACGCACGUACUACUUCGGCGCUGAGACUGCCGAGGAACAGGAGGAGUGGAUCGACGCUAUGAACGAGGCUGCACACGUCCAGAUACCGCCUGCACAGAGGUCCACACAAGCACACACAUGCAUGACCACCAACUCCGAGGCCACCACGCCCACAGCAGAACUCCAUGGUAACACCUUGGUAACCAAAGGACCUGAACCACACACCCAGACACACACACACAUUGAGGACAACGGCCAGACGACUGAACUCCUAGACCCAGAGCGCGGAUCACGAGAACCCGCACAUCACAAGGUCAACGGGGUCGACGCCAUGGAAACGCCCCCUCCCUCUACCAGCCAUUCAGAAAAGGACGGGAGGAUGGGGGGAGAGAGAGGGGAGAGGGGGGAGAGAGGAGUGCUUGGACCUGGGGGUGCACCCCAUCACCAGCCCAAUGGGUGGGGCACCUACGGCCCCCCAAACCAUGGAAACGGACCACCCCAGGGUAACGGGCGGCCACCCCAGGCACCUCCAGAGGGAGGGAUGAGAGAGGGGAGGGAGGUGAGGGAGCAGCCUGAGAACAUGGUGCUGAGACGGGGUUUCGUGCCACGGACAAACCCUGAGAGACAGGCCCAGAGGAAGAGCUCCAUGACUCAGCUACAGCAGUGGGUCAACCAGCGCAGAGUCAUAGCUGUACAGGAGGACUUGAACAGUCCAUCUCAUUAUUACACAGUGAACCGUGGCGCACCAGCUGACUACUACAGCGUCUACAGUAGCGUGGGGGGCGGUCCGGGCUACGUGGAGGAGUACCCCCUCUACCCUCCAGGCGUACGCCCUGACAGCAUCUGCUCCGUGUCAGCCGUGGGCUACGACCGCAUGGGCCCCCCUCGCUGGACCAACGAUGAGAAGAGACGCUCACUGCGGGACGGGCCCCUCUUCAGACCCCCGCCCCCCCGAGACCCAUACGGCCCCCCACCCAGCCCUGCCUAUUACGGCCAGAUGGAUGCAGCCCAGACCGCCAUGAGGCGUCUGUCCAUCCAACCUAGGUCUAGGUCCGUUCCCAGGUCCCCCUCCUCGUCCACGGGUGGUCCCUACUCUCCCAGCCCCCAUAGCUUUGCCUCGCCUAUCUGCUCACCCUCGGCCCGGUUUGACAGAGGACCAGGCAGGCUACGGGAGGAUGUGAUCUACGCUGACCCCUCUGUGUAUGGACUGAGGAGAUCAAUGAGCUCUCCCAAGUAUGAUUACCCUGGAGACAGGAGGUCGCUAAGCCAAGGAAUGUACCACUACAACUACCCUGCCUCCCCCUCUCUCCACAGCAAAAUGGAGGACAUGUUAGACCUGCAGCUCCAGAGAAACCUGGAGUACCUCGAUCAACAGGUGCCUCCGUUCCAUGACCCAUACAGGGAGCUUCACCCCACACUGAAACUCAAUGAGAUUGAGACCAGCAAACUCUUGGGUCGUCUGUGUGAGCAAAACAGGUUUCUAAAGGACCAGGAGGCAGUUGUUCACAGGCUGAGAAUGGACAAGGACAGCCUAGAGGGAGCACUGGUGGCCACACAUCAGGAGAUGGAGCUGUACCGGGGUCAGCCGCUGGUUGCAGACAAACUACAGCUGAAGAAGGAGACACUGCAAAACCAGCUCAUCAACAUCAGAGGAGAACUCUCCCAGGCAUCCAGCGCUCUGACCACCACACGGAUGGAGUUUGAAGCUCUGGAGGACGAGGUCAACGCUAUCCAUGGGGACCUGUGGGAGCAGCUCAACGCAGGCGUGCAGAGUGAGAUGGUCCAUAGACACAUUCAGAAGGAGUUCUGGAGAGUUCAGGAAGUGUGGGAGGGGCUCCACAAGAGCAACCUUUCCAGAGGCACAGACACAGCAAAACACAGGGUGGCCAGUGGGGCAUCAGGUUCCUUUAGCACCAAUAGUCCUGCCAGUCCCCUGAGUUCAGUAAGCCUCACCAGUCCACUCAGCCCCUUCUCCCCAGUGCCCGGCUCCCAGGCUUCCCCCACCAAACAGCUGGGUCCGGAGGACAUUGGCCCGCCACGGCCACCACUUCCCAAAUCCUACUGCCCCCUGGAAUCGCCCCCCUCCAUCCCCCCUCUGCCGUUCGACAGCUCUGCCUGGCCACGCAGCCUGGGUCUGGAGGACGGUUACAUUGACGAUGAAGAGUCCCACAGCAGAAAGCAAAAGUAUGGUUACCGACAGGAUGUGUCACCGGGAGAACGGACCAAUAGCAACGAAGCUCAGGAGCUGGAUCAGGAUCGACAGGCCAACAUGAAUAAAGUGGGGAUUGUUCCUCCCAGAACGAAGUCUCCCAUGGAGGACCAGGGCCACUCCUACGACCAUGGAAUCACCCGACGCAACGGCAAAGUGCCCAAUGGAAUCUCCAGGGAGCGCCCGAAGAGUGCAGUGUUCCCUGCUGAGGUGAAGUCCAAGAUGAGCAUUGAGGAGCAGAACGAGCGUAUCCGUAGGAACCAGAGCAGCUCUGUCAGGGACAAGAGACGCAGUCUGAACCUGGGUAGCCAGGCAGGCCCAAACUACAGAGUGGUGAAGCGGAGGCUAACAGCCCAUGAGGUGGACAUCAAGGACCUGGAGGCUGCAGUACGGGGCGAGGGGGUGCUGGAAUCACCAAGGGAGGAGAUUGCUCGCCUCAGACGGUUACAGAUGGAACCUGACCACUACGACCUGGACAUCGGCAAAGAGCUUUGUGCUCCAGACAAGGUUCUGAUCCCGGAGCGCUACCUGGAUGUGGAGCCCAACACUCCUCUCAGCCCAGAGGAGCAGAAGGAGAAACAGAAGAAAGUAGAGAGGAUCAAGACUCUCAUUGCCAAAUCAAAUCUCCAGAAUGUGGUUCCCCUAUUGGACGGUCCUACUGAGGGGGGCGGUUCUCAUCACCAGGGCAACCCAGAGCAGAAGAUCCAGGAGCAGGAGAAGAGGAUCGAGAUCUCCUGUGCUCUGGCCGCCGAGGCCUCGCGACGCUCCCGCCUGCUCUCCGCCCAGUGCGCCCCCAGCCUCCCCGCCUCCCCGACCAACCUGGCCCCUCACCCGUCCUCCACCGACUUCUCCGACUCCGUUCACAUCAUGAAGGUGUGAGUCUGUGAAGCUCAAGCUCUGGCUGCCGUCAAGUUUGACGGAGCGUCCUUCUGAGGAUCCACUGGAAUAUAAAAAAAAUGCCCAAAGAAACUGGUUAAUCUCCCAGACCACCUGCCCGCCGGUCCACAACAACACCACCGGAAACAUGAAGCGGUCACAGGAAGUUUGGGAAGUUGACCACCUGAGGACUUUUUCAAGGCAAACAGACUAUGAUGGAGGCCCACACCUCCCACCACAAGGGGGUCUAUAAUGGCACCCUCCACUCUCUCUCUUAUCCUUCACCACACUUACACAAUUCUUCUUAGUCUAGGCCUGGUAGAAAAUAGCUUCUCUAUAAGGGCAGGUAACGCAAACUAAACAAAUGCAAAUAAAACACAAUGCUGUCAUGUUUCACUAUUUUGGGGAUGAUGCGUUUGACACAGCAUUUGAUACUACUAAGCUAGCCAGAAACCAGGGGGUGUAUACAGCACUCAAACAUGCUCUCCUCCAUGCUACACUGACAGUGAGACUGUUUCAACAGUUUUUCUCCGUUACUCAGCUCAGGAAAGGUGUAUGCUAUAGAGAGAUUAGAAGGUCCACAGAGACUAGAAGCACAGGACAGUAGAGCUCUGUGACUGAACGGUUCAGGAGGGGACUUAACGUACGUGAUGCACGGAUCUCUGUUAAGAUGAAGAGGGAUUAGGACUGCCGGAGCUGGACUUCAGGAAGAGGGACUGGGGAGUGAGAGCUUCUUAUUGGUGCAGAGAGCAGUAGAACCAAUCAGAGGCUGAUGUUACAGUGUAACAGGAAAUGGUCACAGAAGAGGAGGUGGACAGAUGGUAGUUCAAGAACCAUAAAGAGAGAUAGGAGUGGGAACAGUAACAUAAUAUAGGGUUUCCCAAACUCGAUCCUGGGGCCCCCCUGGGUGGACAUUUUGUUUUUUGCCCUAGCACUAAACAGCUGAUUCAGGAUCGAGUUUGGGGAAACCCUGACACAACAGGAAAUGGCCUCUUCAGAGCAACGUUGUUUUGUCUCUGAUUGGCUCCCAGGUAAUUGUUUCAAACUCAGUUAAACAGCCCUUGCCCUUCGACUUCCUGGCGUCGUCUUCAGAGGCCAUUAGUGGGAGAGCUGUACUGUAUGAAAGUACCCCCCCCCCCCUCAAUACAGUGGUCGCAGGACAUUGGUGUACAGCAGUGUUUGCAUGAGUCUCCCUUCGAACACCUCUCAUCCCAGGUGAGGAACACCCAUAUUGAACACCUAACCCACUGUGACGCCUGCCUCCCAACCUUUUCUCCAGGCUAGGCUACACCCCCUCUGUCCCCUUUCCCGUCCUACACCCAGGGCUGGUUGGGACCUAUAUGUGUAUGUGUGUGACUGUGUGCAGGAAGACCUAUCCUGCCUCACUCUGAAACCACUGUUAGUUCUCUGGUAACUGUGUGUCUUGAUGUGAGUACAGCCCACACACCAUUGGCAUUAAAGCCAUUGGACUCCUCUUAGUUCUCUCACUGCUAUAAGACCUUACUUCAGUGGUACAGUAUGUCAAUAGAUACAUGUGUAGAUAAAAUCUCUCUAUAUCUACAUUUAUAUAUAUAUAUAUAUAUAUACAGUACAGUAUAUAGUAUGUGGAAAGACGUCAGUAAAAAAAAGAAAAGAAGUGACCUUAGAAUAAGUCUGCUAGUUGAAACACUUUGUUUGUGUUAAGAUGGGCCAGCAACCUGCAUCACAGCCAACUUACAGUGUGUACAUAUCAGAAAGCUAAAUGCAUCCUACAUGUAUCAUAUCCCUAAUAUUAUACAGUGCUAUGUUGAAGACUGAACCUUUUUUAGCAUAUAGAGAUCGUUUAUUCUGAUCAAUACGUUUUUACCUCUCAAAAUACAUCUAAUUAUUUUUCUAUGAACCAUCACUUCUAACGUGAUCAACCACUUUGGGUGAGAGAUAGAUAGACACAGAAAUAUAUAGACAUAUUGCUGUCCUGGUCAGGGUUGGAGGAACUCAUAUAUUAUACGCGUAUAUGACAAGUCACUCCACAUUCUAAGUGGAGGAUGUAUCAUGGUGCCGGUAUGUGCAACAUCCUCGUCGUCCUCCUGUCCUCUAAUAUAAGUUGCCGACCCAUCCUUUGCAUUUUGGCUGUCUCUUAAUAAGGAACAUUUUGUUUGUCAGUCGAUCACUGUUAGCAUCUCCAGAUUUAACCUGUGGCCCUCUGAAAGCGCAGCCCUUUCUAUUUCUGUCUACAUUCCUCCCUCGCAAUCCACCCAUCUCUCUUUCUCUGUCUUUUUUCCUUCAUCCAUUCGUUUCUCCCCCUUUGUCAUAUUGGCUCAGAGGCAAUGCUGUGUCUGUAUAAGAGGAUGUCUUUCUUCAGACUCAAGCCAUGCUGUUUGGAGGCAAGGGAAACCUUUGUGUACACAUAGCAGAUUAUUAUAAAAGAAAAUUAAAAAGUCUGAAGAAAAUAGUUAUAUUUUUUUCUUGUUUGAGAAAGGGACAACUAAGGUCAAAAGAUACAGUACAUAUUUUUUUAGACUCAUGGGUAUUUGAUGACUAAAAUAAGGUUCCAGCCGACAGGUUACAUUUUUAGCAUGUAAUCAGGAAUGUUUAGCGUUUUUCACAAUAUUGGGGGAAAAUGAUUAUUGCUAAAAUAUUUUUUUAAUUUGCUUUUAAGAUUUGUCUUGAAGGCCCUGGUUUAAAGAUGAUUUUGAAAAUAUUGGUAUUUUUGGAACAAUUGGCCUCAUAAUGUGUUGAGAAACACAAAACAGCCAAAUACGGGGUGUCCAAUAUUUGAUUAAAAAAUGUAGCAUUUAUGGCUAAUAAUGAUGUGGAAAGAUUUAGCACAUUGGUCUAUGUACAUAUUUCCCAUUUCAACUACGUAUAUCUUAAUAAUAACAACAUCAACUGUUGCUAUUUUGGCGAAAAUACACAAAAUGCUUGAACUAUGCAAAUAAAAAAGUGAAAAAUCAUAUGCUUGCUUUAGGAAAACCUUCUUGCAAUAAAGUGAAUGUAUACAAAUAUAUACAGUAUGUGUUUCUCUUUAGAUGUUUUCGGAAUAUUCCGCCGUACUUUCUAAGAAACAUCAUAAUCAUAAUCAUUGAUAUUAUUACCGUUAUUGUUUUGAUCAUGUUAAUGAUGUUGAGUAUCACUGCCAAAAUAAUUAUACUACUGAUCAUCAUACUUUCUGUCUGUUAUAUUAAUAGACCUUUACUGACAAUAUCAUAAGGACUCAUUAUAUCAUAUGGACUCUUAAUAUUAUAUCAUAAGGACUCUUAUAUUACUUUGUUAUAUUCUAUUAUAUGUGUAUGUCUGAUAAAUAAACCUGAUGAUAUCAUGUAGACUUUGAA